AUGAGAGACAUUUUGAGCGGCAAAAGGACUUGUGGCACCAAUGAAACCGUGCACCUAACGGAGCAUUGUAGUGCUUUGAUUUUGAGCCCUUUCCCCCCAAAGCUCAAGGACCCUGGGAGCUUCUCGAUUCCUUGUAGCAUCCAAGAGCUUAAGUUUGACAACGCUCUAUGUGAUUUGGGGGCGAGUGUAAGUAUUUUGCCGUACAAAAUUUAUGAGAAACUUAGUCUUGGCGAUCUCACCCCUACCCCUAUGUCCUUGCAAUUAGCCGAUCGCUCGGUUACGUUCCCAUUGGGUAGGGUUGAUGAUGUUCCUCUAGUGAUAGGGAAGUUGACUUUCCUCGUUGACUUCAUUGUCUUGGACAUCGAUGAGGACGCGCAUACCCCUAUAAUAUUAGGGAGGCCAUUCUUGGCUACGGCGGGUGCUCUCAUCGAUGUUCAAGGUGGCCUUAUCACUUUGAAGGCGGGAGACGCCAAGGCUAGUUUCAAGCUUGCUAUUGAUGAUUAA
Spinacia oleracea (spinach) is the source of this 504-nucleotide messenger RNA. RefSeq lists its product as uncharacterized. The transcript has a single exon. Bases 1 to 504 code for a protein of 167 amino acids. The record is from RefSeq and is a predicted model, not a curated record. NCBI's taxonomy places the organism in Eukaryota, Viridiplantae, Streptophyta, Magnoliopsida, Caryophyllales, Amaranthaceae.